AUGGCCUCCUCGAGCACCCUGAAUGCUGAACCUGCUGCUGUCGACCCAGGUUUUCAGGAGGUUCUUGGUCAUGGCAAACGUCCCAAAAAUACCGAGCAGAUGAAUGCACUUAUCCAGGCCGAAGGUGAAGAUAUUGACAAUCCCACUUGCCGCCCUCGCCGUUCUCAUCGUGCCCCCAAAAAGCAAAAUGCUGCUGUCGACCCCAACAAUUUUUUCUCAUCUCUUCCAGUUGAGGAGGCCUCGGAUGCCGAUGAUGAUGAUUUCACUGGCUCUGAGUCCAGUUCUCAGUCUCCCUCAUCAGGGUCAGAGAGCGAUACCACCGAGAUCUUGAAUGCCGAGCUUGCAGAUGUUUUGCCCAUGAAGACUGUUCCACCUCAUGGUGGCAACUCUGAUCCCAAUGCAUGUCAGCUUCGCAAGAAAGCCAACGCAAAAUCCAAGCGGAAGGCUGCAGCAAAUGCUUCAGCUGCCAACAGACUUCAACUAUUGAAGCGAGCUCAUGUCGAGGAUGCCAAAGAUGACGGCGACAUUCUCUUGCCAUCAUCAAGUCAAGUUCCUCAAGUUGAUGUUCGGCUGAAGCGUCCAAAGCCGCAUGGACCCACAAACCCGAUCUACCUCUUUUAUGAAGAGGUGGAUAAGAAUGCUCAGGGCGUUGAGGGAACAAAGGGUGACAAACACUACAAGUGUUACCAUGGUUUAAUCAGUCACAUCAAAACACACUUUCCAGUCUUGUAUCGACUCUAUCUAUAUCUCAAGGAUCGUGUGGAACCACCCACGGAAGACGAGGUUGCGAUGGCAUUGGGAAAAAAGAUUCUUGACCCCACCCAGGCAGCUGAAUACCUGCUUCAGCUUGAAAAAGCCUCGAGCAAUAUUGUCGAGGCUUUUAACCACCAGAAUCAGCGAGUCGCUGAAGCCAGCUGGGAUUAG
Suillus fuscotomentosus is the source of this 924-nucleotide messenger RNA. RefSeq lists its product as uncharacterized. The coding region runs from base 1 to 924 and encodes 307 amino acids. The transcript has 5 exons. The record is from RefSeq and is a predicted model, not a curated record. Lineage: Eukaryota; Fungi; Basidiomycota; Agaricomycetes; Boletales; Suillaceae.